Schizosaccharomyces osmophilus is the source of this 1671-nucleotide messenger RNA. RefSeq names its product chaperonin-containing T-complex alpha subunit Cct1 (gene cct1). The coding region runs from base 1 to 1671 and encodes 556 amino acids. Gene Ontology annotation, biological process: protein folding. Gene Ontology annotation, cellular component: chaperonin-containing T-complex. Gene Ontology annotation, molecular function: ATP-dependent protein folding chaperone; ATP hydrolysis activity; ATP binding. The record is from RefSeq and is a predicted model, not a curated record. Lineage: Eukaryota; Fungi; Ascomycota; Schizosaccharomycetes; Schizosaccharomycetales; Schizosaccharomycetaceae. The transcript is spliced from 4 exons.
AUGUUUCAAGCACCUAGAGAGUCCACUCUCUUUUUGAGUGGUGAAAAAGUUAGCGGAGAAGAUGUCCGCAAUCAAAAUGUUUUGGCUACGACUGCAAUUGCCAACAUCGUGAAGUCUUCCCUUGGCCCUGUCGGUUUGGAUAAGAUGCUAGUGGAUGAUAUUGGUGAUGUAACCGUCACCAACGAUGGUGCUACCAUUUUAUCGUUACUAGAUGUUGAACAUCCUGCUGGCAAAGUUUUGGUAGAGUUAGCACAACAGCAAGAUAAAGAAGUUGGAGAUGGAACCACAAGCGUUGUGAUCAUCGCCGCUGAGCUUUUGAGACGCGCUAAUGAGCUUGUGAAAAACAAAAUUCACCCAACUACUAUCAUUACAGGAUACCGUUUAGCCAUCCGCGAAGCUGUAAAGUUUAUGAACGAUGUUUUGAGCUCCAGCGUUGAUACCUUAGGAAAAGAGAGUUUGGUAAACGUUGCAAAGACUAGUAUGUCUUCAAAAGUUAUCGGUAACGAUUCGGACUUUUUUUCAGCAAUGGCUGUCGAUGCCAUGCUUUCUGUAAAAAGCAUAAAUCCUAAAGGAGAAACUCGUUACCCGGUUAAGGCUGUCAAUGUCUUGAAAGCUCACGGUCGAAGCUCUCGUGAAUCUGUUUUGGUCAAAGGAUAUGCAUUGAACUGUACUGUUGCAAGUCAAGCAAUGAAAACAAGAGUUCCAAAUGCAAAGAUUGCUAUUUUGGACAUGGAUUUACAGAGAACUCGCAUGGCAUUAGGUGUCCAUAUCACCAUUGACGAUCCUGAUCAACUUGAAAAGAUUCGCGAACGUGAAGUUAUGAUAAUCUUGGAACGCAUUAAGAAGAUUCUUAACUCUGGUGCUAAUGUCAUUUUAACGACAAAGGGAAUUGAUGACCUAUGCUUAAAGUCCUUUAUAGAAGCUGGUGCUAUGGCUGUACGCAGAUGCAAGCGUGAAGAUUUGAGACGUAUCGCAAAAGCAAGUGGUGCUACUAUGUUGAGUUCAUUGUCCAACUUGGAAGGUGACGAAGUCUUCGAAAGCUCUUACUUGGGUUACGCUGAAGAAGUCGUCCAAGAAAAGUUCUCUGACGAUGAAUGUAUUUUGGUCAAAGGUACCAAAGCUUAUUCUUCAGCCUCUUUGGUCUUGCGUGGUCCUAACGAAUUCACUUUGGAUGAAAUGGAGCGUUCUUUGCACGAUGCUCUUUCGGUUGUCAAACGUACUUUAGAGAGCGGUGCUGUUGUUCCUGGUGGCGGUGCUGUUGAAAGUGCACUUAGCAUAUACUUAGAAAAUUUUGCUACUUCACUUGGUUCUCGUGAACAAUUAGCGAUUGCCGAAUUUGCUCAAGCUUUGCUGAUUAUUCCCCGAACCCUUACUGUUAAUGCAGCUAAAGACUCCACUGAACUUACAGCAAAACUUCGUGCUUACCAUGCUGCUAGCCAAAAUGCUGAGGUAACAGACAUAAAAAAGCGUGGCUAUAAAAAUUAUGGUCUUGAUUUGUUGAACGGAGUUAUUCGGGAUAAUAUAAAGGCUGGUGUUUUGGAACCUUCUAUGUCUAAGUUAAAGAGUUUGAAGAGUGCGGUUGAAGCUUGCAUUGCCAUCUUACGAAUUGAUACAAGUAUAAAAUUAGAUCCUGAGCAACAACCUGAAGAUCCUCAUGCCGGUAUGCAUUAA